AAAUUUUUAUACAAAAAAUAGAAAAAUAAUUUCAAUUUUUCACAAAUUCUUCUAAUUUCCUAAAAAUUCUUAAAAUAAAACCAUGUCUAAAACAAUUUACUAUCAAAAUAAUCAAUAUGCUCGUGUUAUGAAUUUAAAAUAUAAAUCAAAAUAUAAAAAAAUCAAACGAAUUAUCAAAAAUUAUGUUUUUGAAAAUGCAGCCUUAUGCGAUCAAAUAGCUCAAAUUCAAGAAGACAUCAUCAUAAGCAAAGAAGAACGCCGCUUCCUACUCAAACGCCUCAUCAAACACGAAAGUGACAUCGAAUUAACUUUGAAGCAAGAAAAUACCGCCAAUGGAGAAGUAACAACAACUCCAGUUGUUCCUAAAGUGCCAGGUAAGCGUGGUCCAAAAAAACGUAUCAAAGUUGAAGAUGAAACAUCGUCAACGACUACGACAACACCAAAACAGCCAAAGAAUUCUAGCGGCAAAGAUAAAUCAACGAAUUCAAAAAAGUCAACAGUCAUUCAAAAGGUUCCUUAUGACGCGAAUGGCAAACCUAUUUUUCCCAUCAAUUUGGGAGGAUUUGUUUUACACGCCUUGGGUGAAAUCAUGGCCGAGAAUACUAACUUUCACACAGAAAACUGGAUUUAUCCAGUUGGUUAUCUGGCAACUCGGGUCUUUUCUCAUCCAAAAGAGCCCGAACGUAAAUGUGUCUUCACUUGUAAGAUCCUCAACAACUCUGGGGUGCCUCAAUUCCAAAUAAUCCCCGAUGCCGAAUUUGAUCACGUUUUUUUCGGAGAAUCCGCCAAUAUCUGUCAUUUGGGUUUGUUGGACACAAUUGUCCGUGUUUCCGAUGUCGCCAAUCUUCCUUUGCGAGCUCAGGGAGAGCGAUUCUUUGGAUUGGGCAAUCCGACUGUGAUGUCAUUGCUGCAAGCUCAACCAAACUUUAAGAAAUUACAAAACUUUAAAGGAUUCAUUGUGGAUGGUGGCUAUGCAAUCGAAGACAAGGAUCCUACCCUCAGUUAUGAUGCACUCCAGACUAUGAUCAGCAUGUCUGCUUAUCACACUGUGCCCGAGGUCAAGGAGGAGCCUCCAGAUGAGUUACUCGAAUAAAAGAAGAAUCCCACUCAUUUAUAUAUAUUUUUUAACAUUUUGUUUUGCUUCUUCUUAGUUCAGUUUUUUUAAUUAAAACGCAUCUUUUUAUAUUUUUG
Messenger RNA from Episyrphus balteatus (marmalade hoverfly), 1191 nucleotides. RefSeq names its product transforming growth factor beta regulator 1. The transcript has 2 exons. Gene Ontology annotation, biological process: regulation of cell cycle. The record is from RefSeq and is a predicted model, not a curated record. Gene Ontology annotation, cellular component: nucleus. The coding region runs from base 83 to 1093 and encodes 336 amino acids. NCBI's taxonomy places the organism in Eukaryota, Metazoa, Arthropoda, Insecta, Diptera, Syrphidae.